AUGUCCAUGCGGACUCCCUCCGCUUUGCGCCUAAUCGGGCAACUUGGGAAUCGUCAUGGCCUCCGCCGCCUCCUUCCGGGUAUCUCCGCCGCCAUAGGAGCCGCCAUUCUAUUCUGUCUCUUCGCCGUGCCUCAAUUGGCUCGUUUCCGUUUUCGCGCCGAUUUGAGCAAAUACGAUCUUGGUUUCUAUGGCUUCGGCCCGUCUCAAAGCUUCGUCUCCUUCGACGAGGAGUCCCGGAUUCUCGAAGUCACCCCCGCCGAUGCGCAAUGCGACCCUCGAUACACCUUUAUUGCACCCCGGGGCGACUCGGUCGCCCAUGCGGGUCCAAUGAUUCUGGACGCUCAAGGAGAACUAGUCUGGGCGAAAUAUAACUGGGGAGUGACGCAAGACUUCAAGGUUCAACGGUUCCAGGGCCAGGACUAUGUGACGUAUUGGCAAGGGGAUGAGGAGGACGGUCACGGUCGAGGAUCGUGGUUCAUGGUAAGAUACAAGCUUUUACGAUCUCCUAUGGUCCCUUCCUGCAGAGCACUUACGUUGCUUCCUCGACAGUUGGACUCGAGCUACACAAUCAGGUACAUUGUGUCACCCGUUGGAUUGGAAGGCGACCUGCACGAUUUUGUCAUCACCUCGAACGAUACUGCCCUCGUCACCAUUUACGAUCCCAUUCCCGCCGAUUUGACAGCGGUGGGUGGCCCCGAGCUCGGCUGGCUUUACGACGGCGUUUUCCAGGAGAUCGAUAUCGCGACCGGCGAGCUGCUCUUCGAGUGGCGAGCUUCCAAAUUUUACGCGCCGGAGAGCAGCUAUUUCCCUAUCAACGAUCGAGGCCACGAAAGAACCCUCGGAUAUGAUUACUUCCACAUAAACAGUAUUGACAAAGAUGAUCAGGGUCGCUAUCUGGUCUCUGGACGACACACGCACACCGUAACUUGCGUGGACGGAAAUACUGGUCAAAUUCUUUGGACAUUGGGUGGAAAGCACAACGAUUUCCACAAGUCAGACGAAGCUGCCACCAACUUCAGCUGGCAGCACGAUGCUCGCUGGCGAAGCGCGAGUAGCAUCACUCUACUCAACAACAACGCCAACGGAGAAGAGGACUCUUCUCGAGAUUCCGUCGGGCUUUUCAUCGAUCUCGACAUCCCUGCACGACACGCGACAGUGAGGGCGACAUAUGUCCACCCACAGGGCUUGAUGGCCAUAUCUCAGGGCAACGUCCAAGUCCUGGACACAGGCAACGUGUUUGUCGGCUGGGGUCACAGCGCCGCCUUCACCGAAUACACACCCGAGGGUAAGAUCGUCUGCGAUGUCCACUUCGGUGCAUCGGCCUAUUUCACUUUCGGCCGAAUUGUAUCCUAUCGUUCCUUCAAGGGUGAUUGGGUCGGAAAACCCACCACUUUACCAGAUGCUGCCAUCGCCGGUGAUAGCGUCUUCGUCAGCUGGAACGGUGCCACCGAGAUCGACACAUGGCGCCUUGAAGUCUGGGACAGUGAAAGCCUCGAUAACAUCACUUUCACUCCCGUAGACCAGGUGGAGCGCACCGGCUUUGAGACUCGAAUUCACCUCCCGCCCUCAGUAACCUCCUACUUCCGAGUUUCCGCCAUCAACAUUGCGGGCGAAGUCCUUGGAACCACCGAAACUCUUUCCCUCGAUCCUCUUUCGUCGAGAUCCAGCUACGUCUCUAUUCGGUCCUGGGGAGUACUACUCAUCGCAGUCUUUGCACUGAGUUGUCUUCUUUUCGGGAUCUUUUGUGCCGUCUCCCGAUCUUGGAGACGACGUCGAUCCGGCACAGGUGGUUCUUACCAGCUCGUUGGACACAAGGAAGAUGAUGACAAUGAGGCUGAGAAUGGUCAUUUGCCAAUAUAG
Molecule: messenger RNA, 1860 nt
Organism: Penicillium maclennaniae
Lineage: Eukaryota; Fungi; Ascomycota; Eurotiomycetes; Eurotiales; Aspergillaceae
Product: arylsulfotransferase family protein
Exons: 1
Coding region: 1-1860 (619 amino acids)
Source: RefSeq, a predicted model, not a curated record